AUGGACGAGAGCGAGUUCUUACGACUGCUCGAGCGCUACCCACAAGUGCGCAAGAAGACGCAUUGCCGUGUGCAAUGGAACGAUAUGUACGCUCAGGAGUCUGGGUCAAAGGAGUCAGUGCAGGGAUCGGGGACGUUCAUGCUGCCAGGUCAAGAUCGUGUUAUCAAGGACACAGACUCGGUGGAAGACGCGCUGGAGAAGUUCCUGGCGCCGUGUUUCUCGUCCCAAGAGGUGGCAAAGAUCCAGCACGAGCUGGAAAAGACUUUGGGAGCUUUUGUAGCGAGUUUGUGUCUCGAAGACGUGAACGAUCUGUGCGCGCAGUUUGUUACGACCAAGUGA
Molecule: messenger RNA, 339 nt
Organism: Hyaloperonospora brassicae
Lineage: Eukaryota; Oomycota; Peronosporomycetes; Peronosporales; Peronosporaceae
Source: the annotation of a GenBank genome assembly